AAAAAUUGUAUAUAAUGUUCUAGGUACUGUCGCUGGGAGCCGAUGUUCUGCCAGAGUACAAGCUCCAGUCUCCACGGAUACACAAAUGGACCGUCCUCCACUACAGCCCGUUCAAGGCUGCCUGGGACUGGAUCAUCCUACUCCUCGUCAUGUACACCGCUAUUUUCACCCCGUACGUCGCCGCUUUUCUUCUCAACGAAGCAGACUACAUGAAAAAGAAAUCGGAAAAAUACAGCGAUGAGCCAUUAGUUAUCGUUGAUCUUAUUGUGGAUGUAACAUUCAUUGUGGACAUCUUGAUAAACUUCAGAACGACAUAUGUAAAUAAGAACGAUGAAGUCGUAUCACACCCAGGCAAGAUUGCAGUUCAUUACCUCAGGGGAUGGUUCCUUAUUGACCUAGUGGCUGCUAUUCCGUUUGACCUUCUCAUCUUCGGAUCCGACACCGACGAGACAACUACACUGAUAGGACUAUUGAAGACAGCACGUCUGUUGAGACUUGUUAGAGUAGCGAGAAAAAUUGACAGGUAUUCCGAGUAUGGAGCGGCUGUUUUAUUACUUCUUAUGGCUACUUUUGCACUCAUCGCUCAUUGGUUAGCCUGCAUUUGGUAUGCAAUAGGUAAUGCUGAGCGACCUCAUUUAACCAGUAAAGUUGGGUGGUUAGAUAUUUUAGCAAAUGAUACUCAUCAGUUUUAUCUUCAGAACAACACCGGUGGACCCUCGAUAAAGUCGAGGUAUAUCACAGCUCUUUAUUUUACGUUCAGUUCCCUUACAUCCGUUGGUUUUGGAAAUGUUGCACCCAACACAGAUGCGGAAAAGAUUUUUACCAUAGCUGUUAUGUUAGUGGGAUCACUUAUGUAUGCUAGUAUAUUUGGAAAUGUAUCAGCAAUUAUUCAAAGAUUGUACUCAGGAACAGCGAGGUAUCAUACACAAAUGUUAAGGGUACGUGAGUUCAUUAGGUUUCAUCAAAUACCUAAUCCGCUUCGCCAAAGACUGGAGGAAUACUUUCAGCAUGCAUGGACUUACACUAAUGGAAUAGAUAUGAACAGCGUGCUGAAAGGAUUUCCGGAGUGCCUUCAGGCAGACAUUUGCCUGCACCUCAACAGAAAUUUACUCACGUCCUGUACUGCAUUCGAUGGGGCCUCUCCAGGAUGUUUAAGGGCCUUAUCGCUGAAGUUUAAAACAACUCAUGCUCCACCUGGAGAUACUUUAGUGCAUAAAGGGGAUGUAUUGACUUCGCUUUACUUCAUAUCAAGAGGGUCGAUAGAGAUUCUCAAAGAUGAUUUAGUCAUGGCGAUACUGAGUAAGGAUGAUAUUUUUGGAGAAAAUCCAUGUGCUCAUACGACAAUAGGUAAAUCUAAGUGUAAUGUGCGUGCUCUUACCUAUUGCGACCUUCAUAAAAUUCAUCGUGAUGAUUUGUUGGAUGUAUUAGAACUAUACCCUGAGUUUUAUCAGUCUUUUACAACUAAUUUAGAAAUAACAUUUUAUCUUCGUGAUGAAGAGCAAGCCGGAGUCGACCCAUGGGCAAGUCGUCAAACUAGAAAAAUCACUUCGAGAACAAAUUCUCAGGAUUUGGGAACGGGUGAAGUGGGUGGAGGGGGUAACUUUGAUAUGGAUUUUCGAAGAAAUUAUUAUCGUCCUCCUAUGAGAUUGAGCAUGGAAAGAGCUACUUCUUUUGAUGAUGAGGGGAUGGAAAGGUAUCCUGGUCAUGGAAUUUUGGAAUUCUCAACGGACAAAGCCGGUCAGGAUGUCACUCCUAUGAACCUUCAAUUCAAAGACAGCAAUGAACGAUCUCAAGGGAUGAAUUCGAUAACUGGCAUGCUCACUCAACUGAAGCGCAGCCUCACAGAUCUCCGAUUGCAUGGCCUCAGCGGUAAACAGCCACUCAAAGAGGAAACUUCUAACGGGCGAACUGCCGAUGUGCGAUUGAAACACUCGAGCAGUUCUGGGAACAUGAGGAGGGGAGACGCUAGGGUGAUGUCUUCGGCCACGUCAGACUCGUCUCGUGAGACCCAGCCACUUCUAGACCAUCAGGCACCAAUUUCAGAGGGGCUGCCGUUGGGUGGAGAUUUGCCCGAGGAGGGUCACCUCAGCGGAACUUCGCACUACACCACCCCCGGCUCUAUCAGUCCCUUACAUUCCAACUCUUUUUUAAGACCCCAUCAGCAGGGGGCAUCGUCUGUGAUAGCGUACCCAAGCCAUGGUGAAGCGAAGUGCAGUCAUUGUGGCGGCGUGAAGGCUCGUGUUGAUAGUGAUAUUCAUUCUAGGAUAGAUAGGCUAAGCAGGCAGUUAGAUACACUAGAGCAUACGGUAACGAAUGAUAUAAAAGCUAUACUUCAUAUCCUGAAGCAGCAGCAAUAUCAAACCGGUGCAAGAAGUUCGGAUUCUCUUCCAGAAACGAGAGAGGGUAGUUGGGGUGAUUCACGAUCGAGGCCUUCGCCCGUAAGAAGAAGCUCAAGUGUGCCCCAAAACACAGACACAACUCUUCAAUCCCAAUCAAGGGGAUUGGAGAUGUCAAGAUUACCAGUGCCAUCGCCUUUACAGCAACAAGGUGUGUUUGUGCCAAGGCGGAGUCAAUCACAACCAGUUGACCUAUCUCAGCCUCAGGGACUUCAGAGGUACAAUGAUGACCCUUCUCUUCCUUCCAACCAAAUAGAUGCAGCAGGUGAUGUUUGGAGGGCUGAUACAGCUCGAAGAAGACAAGUCCUGGCUUCUAGUCGCGGUGUUACGAGUUGUGACGAAUCAGAUCCAAGUCCACCACAACCAUUAGCACCUAUUGCAAGGUUGGACUCACUUCAAGAAAUGGAAUCUACACUAUUUUCACCCCGAUCAAGUUUAACAGAUUUACAAGAUUCAAAAUCUUCACAGGUAUAA
Messenger RNA from Nezara viridula (southern green stink bug), 2870 nucleotides. The record is from the annotation of a GenBank genome assembly. NCBI's taxonomy places the organism in Eukaryota, Metazoa, Arthropoda, Insecta, Hemiptera, Pentatomidae.